Tachyglossus aculeatus (Australian echidna) is the source of this 2212-nucleotide messenger RNA. RefSeq names its product X-ray repair cross complementing 6 (gene XRCC6). Gene Ontology annotation, cellular component: nucleus; Ku70:Ku80 complex. Lineage: Eukaryota; Metazoa; Chordata; Mammalia; Monotremata; Tachyglossidae. The coding region runs from base 80 to 1915 and encodes 611 amino acids. Gene Ontology annotation, biological process: cellular response to gamma radiation; cellular response to X-ray; telomere maintenance. The transcript is spliced from 13 exons. The record is from RefSeq and is a predicted model, not a curated record. Gene Ontology annotation, molecular function: DNA helicase activity; double-stranded DNA binding; damaged DNA binding.
GACCCCUCCCCCCCCCUUUAGGCCACUCGCCUCACUUCCUCUUACCUCAGGCCGGCUCGCUGGGCGCCCCAGAAGGACCAUGUCAGCCUGGGAGUCUUACUACAAAAAUGAGGAAGGCGAAGAAGAGGAGGAACAAGACGAAGAGACCGAAACAGUCGGAGACUAUAAAUAUUCAGGACGAGAUAGUUUGAUUUUCUUAGUUGAUGCUUCCGAGCCUAUGUUUGAGGCCCAGAACGAUGAGGCGGACGGUCCAACUCCCUUUGACAUGACAAUCGAGUGUAUCCGAAGCGUGUACACCAGCAAGAUCAUCAGCAGUGACCGAGACCUCUUGGCAGUGGUAUUCUACGGCACCGACAAGCACAAGAACUCAGUGAAUUUCAAGCAUGUUUAUGUUCUGCAAGAAUUGGAUAACCCAGGGGCGAAGCGAGUGCUCGAGUUGGAUCAGUUUAAGGGAGACCAGGGGAAAGCGCAUUUCCGGGCCUCGAUCGGCCACGGAGCCGACUACACGUUGAGCGAGGCCCUGUGGGUCUGCUCGAACCUCUUUAGCGAUGUCCGCCUCAAGAUGAGUCACAAGAGGAUCAUGCUGUUCACCAAUGAAGACGACCCCCAUGCCCGGGACAAAGCCAAAGCUGCCCUUGCCAGGACCAAGGCCGCUGACCUCCGAGACACAGGCAUCUUCCUCGACCUGAUGCACCUGAAGAAGCCUGGGGGGUUCGAUAUCUCCUUGUUCUACCGGGACAUCAUUAACACGGCCGAGGACGAGGACCUCGGGGUCCACUUUGAGGAGUCGGGCAAGCUAGAGGACCUCAUGAAGAAGGUUCGGGCCAAGGAGAUCAGGAAACGGUCUCUGGCAAGGUUGAAUCUCAGGCUGGGCAAAGAUGUGGCUCUCACUGUCAGCGUUUUUAAUCUAGUCCAGAAAGCUUUCAAGCCACCUCCAAUAAGGCUUUAUCGGGAAACAAAUGAGCCAGUGAAAACCAAGACCCGGACAUUUAACCUUGACACAGGGGGGCUGCUCCUGCCAAGUGACACUAAGAGGUCGCAGACCUAUGGGAAUCGUCAGAUCGUCAUGGAGAAAGAGGAGACGGAAGAAUUGAAGAGAUUCGACGACCCGGGUUUGAUUCUGAUCGGUUUCAAGCCCUUGACGACGUUGAAGCGGCACCAGUACCUUAGACCCUGUCAGUUUGUGUACCCUGAGGAGUCUCUGGUUAACGGGAGUACCACCUUGUUCAAUGCCCUGCUCACCAAGUGCCUGGAGAAGGAGGUGCUGGCCCUGUGCAGGUACACGCCCCGGCGGAACACCCCGCCGCGCUUCGUGGCCCUGGUGCCCCAGGAUGAAGAGCUGGAUGCCCAGAAGAUUCAGGUCUCUCCCCCAGGCUUCCAGCUCGUCUUCCUUCCUUUCGCUGACGACAAGCGGAAGGUCCCCUUUACCGAAAAGGUCCCGGCCAACCCAGAGCAGGUGGACAAGAUGAAGGCGAUUGUCCAGAAACUGCGCUUCAAGUACAGGAGCGACAGCUUUGAGAACCCAGUGCUCCAGCAACAUUUCCGGAACCUGGAGGCCUUAGCCCUGGACCUGAUGGAACCCGAACAAGCUGAAGAUCUGACCAUGCCCAAGGUUGAAGCAAUGAACAACAGACUGGGUUCCCUAGUGGAUGAGUUCAAGGAGCUUGUCUAUCCACCCAACUACAAUCCCGAAGGGAAGCCUGUGAAGCGAAAACAAGGUGGUGACGGCCCUGAGGAGAAGAAAAUCAAGUUCGAAUUGUCUGAACAAGAGCUGAGGGACCACGUGAGGAAGGGCACCCUGGGUAAACUGACCGUCCCCCUCCUGAAGGAAGCCUGCAGGUUGUUUGGGCUGAAAGGUGGGGGGAAAAAACAGGAGCUGUUGGAUGUGCUAACGGAGCAUUUUGAGAAGCAAUAAGAGGGAUUCGGGGGAGACCGCCCUGCAGGAUUCUGUCGCAAAAGUCCAGGCUCCCCCGGCCAUUUUAGCCAGCGACCAAAUUCGCUCUUCUGCUCUAAUGAGAAAACGCUCCCGCGAAAGGAACGGGAUGGAGAGUCCCCCCUCUAUAGUGUCCCCAGGUAUCGAGGGCUCUUGAGCAGUUGAGAUCCUCGGUCGACUAAGGGUGUCCGACUUCUCAGGGGGCCCAAGUGUAUCUGGCUCCACCUUAGCUGGGCCUUGCUUUAGUGCCCGAAUAAAGAUGCAUAGUUUUGUACCUGA